This is a messenger RNA of Impatiens glandulifera, 651 nucleotides long. Its product is annotated as class V chitinase-like. Gene Ontology annotation, biological process: carbohydrate metabolic process; chitin catabolic process. The record is from RefSeq and is a predicted model, not a curated record. Lineage: Eukaryota; Viridiplantae; Streptophyta; Magnoliopsida; Ericales; Balsaminaceae. Gene Ontology annotation, molecular function: chitinase activity; chitin binding. Gene Ontology annotation, cellular component: extracellular region. The transcript has a single exon. The coding region runs from base 1 to 651 and encodes 216 amino acids.
AUGGGGGAUGUCAAAGCUAUAUAUUGGUUUUCUGAAAGUGGAUUCCCUAUAGAAAAAAUUGAUUCAAAACUUUACACCCACAUCUUUUGCGGUUUUGCCAUUCUUAAUUCCCAAACCAACCAAUUAGUUAUAUCCCCAAAUCACCAACACUACUUCUCAAGUUUCACACCAACUGUCCAGCAAAAUAACCCUAAUGUUAAAACCUUGAUAUCUAUUGGGGGUGGAGGCAUCAACACAACUGCUUAUGCCAACAUGGCUAGCCAGCCCCGGACGCGUAAAAGAUUCAUUGAUUCAUCGAUCAAGUUGGCUAGGGAUUAUAGCUUUCACGGCCUUGAUCUUGAUUGGGAAUAUCCAUUAGAUAGCACUCAGAUGGCCAACCUUGGCUCUCUUGUUGAUGAGUGGUGGGUAGCUGUGCAAGCCGACUGUUGGAGCUCUUGUCAUUAUAGGGAGCCGUUGCUUUUGACGACAGCGGUUUCUUAUGGACCGAAAGUAUACGGGCAGUCGGAGAGGAGCUAUCCUUACCUGUCAAUAGCCAGAAGCUUAGAUUGGAAUAAUGUGAUGGCUUUUGACUUCUAUUUCCCUAUCCGGGGUGAGGAUGCAAAUCUCACACGUGCACAUGCGGCCCUAUAUGACCCCAACGACCCUAUAUGA